Messenger RNA from Rosa rugosa (rugosa rose), 1348 nucleotides. Its product is annotated as metacaspase-1-like. The record is from RefSeq and is a predicted model, not a curated record. The transcript has a single exon. The coding region runs from base 130 to 1179 and encodes 349 amino acids. Gene Ontology annotation, biological process: proteolysis. Gene Ontology annotation, molecular function: cysteine-type endopeptidase activity. NCBI's taxonomy places the organism in Eukaryota, Viridiplantae, Streptophyta, Magnoliopsida, Rosales, Rosaceae.
UCUCAAAAAAAAGAAAGAAAAAAAAAAUCCCACACUUUCCUACCCAUUUCUUCACAUCACCUAGCUUCAUCUUUCAUUCAAGAUUCUUAGAAAUCACAAUAACAUCUAAUUACCAAUUCACCAAUCACCAUGUUCAUGCCUGUAAGCUGCUCAAACUGCAACACAUAUCUGCAGUUACCUACAGGUUCUCAGAUUGUAUGCUGCUCCAGAUGCGCAUUGCGCUUUGCCAACUCAAGGUGUCCUCCUCCUCCUCCUCCUCUUCCCCGGUCAUACUCCUUCUCCUCUUCCUCCUACAACAACCGCCGUCCUUCCCUGUCAUAUGCCUUCUCCUUUUUCUCCUACAACAACCGCCCUCCUCCGCCUUCUCGGUUGCCUUGCCAACGCAAGCGAGCCGUGAUAUGUGGCAUAAAUUAUAAGGGAAUGGGGAAGAACAUGGAGCUCGAGGGCUGCAUUAAUGAUGCGAUUGCAAUGCAGAAUUUGCUGGUCAGGGAGUUCAAAUUCCCUGCGUCUUCCAUUCGCAUGCUCACUGAAAAAGGAGGUCAUCAGCCUCCUACCAAAAUAAAUAUAACGAUAGCACUGCGUUGGCUUGUGCAAGAUUGUCAAGCAGGGGAUUCGUUGGUGUUUUAUUUUGCCGGUCAUGGUGAUCAACAGCCCGACAACACAGGAGACGAGGUGGACGAACUAGACGAGACACUUUUGCCCUUAGACUACGAGACUAAGGGAGUGAUCGUUGAUGAUGAGAUCAAUGAAAUGAUUGUCCGACCUAUUCCGGGCGGUGUCAAGCUCCAUGCUAUUGUGGAUGCUUGCCACAGUGGUACUGUUCUUGAUUUGCCAUUUCUCUGCAAAAUAGACAAAAGCGGCCAGAGGUGGUUCUGGAAGGACCAUAGACGACCUCAAAAAGCUGGUGUUUGGAAAGGAACGAAAGGUGGAGAGGUCAUUUCCUUUAGUGGAUGUAAUGAUCAUCAGUGUGCUGUAGAGAAAACAAUCCCACGGGGUGCCAUGACUUGGGCUUUCAUCGAUGCCAUUGAUCGUGGGUGUGGAAAUACAUAUGGCAACUUGUUAAUUGCAAUGCAAUCUACCGUCCUUAAGGAUUGUAUUGAUACGGAUUCCGUCAUACAAGAACCACAACUAACUUCAAGUGAAGUAUUUGAUGUGUUCACAAGGCCUUUCUCACUAUAGAGAGCUAGCUAGCUAGCCACUCUUUUGGUAAGCCAAGAUCCAAUCUUCUUCUUGUCAGCAACUGUACGUGCUCUUUGUAUCUCUAAUUCUACCCUCGUUUCUUCCCAAUUGUCAUUCUUUCUCUAAUUGGUUCUAGGCGUGAAGUUCCUGUAAAGUUACUCAUUUACAU